AGCUGGCAGCGGUUUCAUUUUUAAAUCGCGAUCGAUUGUUUGUUUAAACUUUAGUAACAAAAGAUGUACAAAUGCGUAUUGAACGCCAUAAGGAAUAAACGGUAGAUGUUACAGAGAUGGCUGUACUGUACGGACAUGAUCCUGCAACUGGCCCAAGAACAACGAAUUUUUGCUGCAUGAAAUGGCAGGAAGUAGUUUAAGUGACAGUUUGAAUUUGAUCCUCCUGGGGAAAACAGGAGCUGGGAAAAGUGCUUCAGGAAACACAAUAUUGGGACGAGAAGCGUUUGAAUCAGUGAAAAGCUCUACUUCAGUCACACGAGACCUUACAGUUGAGUCUGGAACUGUCUGUGGACAAUUGGUCACUGUUUAUGACACACCAGGAUUAUUAAACACAGACAUGAGUGAACAUGAGAUUCAGCAUAAACUUAUAAGGACUCUUCAGAGAUGUGCAUCAGGUCGCUGUGUGUUUCUGCUGGUCAUCAAAGCGGACAGAUUCACUGCAGAAGAGAGAGAAGCUGUGCAGAAGACUGAGGAGCUGUUAGGAGACGAACGCCUGAAGAAAACCUGGAUUCUCUUCACCAGAGGAGACGAACUGGAGGAGGAAAAAAUGACCAUAGAUAAAUUUAUCAGUCAUACUGAACCACUGAAGAAACUCGUUCAGAAAUAUGAUCAGAGAAAUCACCUGUUCAACAGCAAGACAACAGGACAGAGUGAGCAGGCUAGAUCACUGCUGCUGAAAAUUCUCCAGAGAUCUUUUGGAGUAAAGGUCACCAACUGGACAAGGAACGACUUCCUACAAUAUUCCCGUCAGUUCACUCUGGAUCCGAACACAGUGAAUAAAGGCCUCCGUCUGUCUGAGAACAACAGAGUGGUUACUAACACUGAGACAUAUCAGUCGUAUCCUGAUCAUCCAGACAGAUUUGAUUGUUGGUAUCAGGUGUUGUGUAGAGAGAGUGUGUGUGGAUGCUGUUACUGGGAGAUUGAGUGGAGUGGAGAUGUGGACAUAUCCGUGUCAUAUAAGAGCAUCAGCAGGAAGGGAGGGGGUGAUGACAGUUUGUUUGGAUAUAAUGAUCAGUCCUGGUGUUUGAACUGCCGUCCCUACGGAUACUCAUUCAGACACAAUAACAUAGUGACUGGUCUCCCUGUGAAGCCCAUCAGCAGGAGAACAGGAGUGUUUGAUUAUGUCUGGAGAAUAGGAGUGAAUGAUGAUGAUGAUGAUGAUGAUGAUGAUGAUGUCUGGAGAAUAAGAGCGUUUGAUCAUACCAGUAGAAUAGAGUCCAUCAUCAGGAGAAUAGGAGUGAAUGAUGAUGAUGAUGUCAGGAGAAUAAGAGUGUAUGAUUAUGUCAGGAGAACAGGACUGUAUAGUACUAUCUAUAGAACAGGAGUGUAUGAUGAUGAUGAUGAUGAUGUUGUCAGGAGAAUAAGAGUGUAUGAUUAUGUCAGGAGAACAGGACUGUAUAGUACUAUCUAUAGAACAGGAGUGUAUGUGGAUGUGAGUGCAGGAACUCUGUCCUUCUACAGCGUCUCUGACACAAUGAGUCUCAUCCAUACAGUCCAGACCACAUUCACUCAGACGCUCUAUCCUGGGUUUUGUGUUUAUUCUGGAUCAGUUUCACUGUGUGAUGAAUGAGAAUAGACUGAUGAGAGAUUGUACCCAUAAUGCUUUGAGCUGAUGAUGAAUCAGUAUUAUCGAGUGUCUUCAUCACAUGAAUAUGAACAUGAAUCAGAAUAAAUGUGUGUGAUGAAUCCUCAUCUAGACAGUAAAUCAGUGUGUGUUUCUGUGCUUUUCUCAGUAUUAUUACUAUCAAAAUCAGUCUGAUAUCUGAUCAUUCCUGUGAUUUUUCUCUAUUGUUUGUAAUAAAACACAAUGUCAAAUCAUCUUGUGAUCAUAUUUUAAUUGAUGAUGAAUGUGUGAAUUGUCUGAAUGCUGC
This is a messenger RNA of Labeo rohita (rohu), 1931 nucleotides long. RefSeq lists its product as uncharacterized. Gene Ontology annotation, molecular function: GTP binding; protein binding. The record is from RefSeq and is a predicted model, not a curated record. The transcript has 4 exons. NCBI's taxonomy places the organism in Eukaryota, Metazoa, Chordata, Actinopteri, Cypriniformes, Cyprinidae. The coding region runs from base 182 to 1630 and encodes 482 amino acids.